Molecule: messenger RNA, 3861 nt
Organism: Salvelinus namaycush (lake trout)
Lineage: Eukaryota; Metazoa; Chordata; Actinopteri; Salmoniformes; Salmonidae
Product: H(+)/Cl(-) exchange transporter 3-like
Exons: 15
Coding region: 140-2770 (876 amino acids)
Biological process (GO): chloride transport; transmembrane transport
Cellular component (GO): Golgi apparatus; synaptic vesicle; early endosome
Molecular function (GO): voltage-gated chloride channel activity
Source: RefSeq, a predicted model, not a curated record
CGGGACAAAAAAAACAUGGGGAGAAUGUCAAAUAUAUUUUAGUAAAAACUCUCCGUUUUUACUCAAGAAAAGGAUGAUUCGGUAUGUCCCGGGUGGAAUAGGGAUUGCAAAGGCCACUGCGUGUGUAGCGCGUAGCUAAAUGGAGUCGGAGCAGCUCUUCAACAGGAACGGCUACUACAGGAACGGCUACAACAGUAUCACCAGCGCCAGCAGCGACGAGGAGCUGCUGGAUGGCACAGGGGUUGUCAUGGACUUCCACACCUCCGAGGAUGACAACCUUCUGGAUGGAGACACCACCUCACCAGGAUCUAACUACGUCAUGUCUAACGGGGGAGGGGUGGUGAGCAGCACCACCCACCUGCUGGACUUCCUGGAGGAGCCCAUCCCGGGGGUCGGCACCUACGAUGACUUCCACACCAUCGACUGGGUCCGGGAGAAGUGCAAGGACCGCGAACGCCACCGCAAGAUCAACGCUAAGAAGAAGGAGUCUGCAUGGGAGUUCACCAAGAGCCUGUAUGAUGCCUGGUCUGGAUGGCUGGUAGUGACGCUGACAGGACUGGCCUCAGGUGCCCUGGCGGGUCUGAUCGACAUCUCUGCUGAUUGGCUGAACGACAUCAAGGAGGGGGUGUGUCUGAAUGCCAUGUGGUUUAACCACGAGCAGUGCUGCUGGGGCUCCAACGAGACCACGUUCGCUGAGAGGGACAAGUGUCCUCAGUGGAAGAGCUGGGCGGGGCUCAUCCUGGGCCAGGAAGAGGGUCCUGGUUCCUACAUCAUGAACUACUUCAUGUACAUCUACUGGGCUUUGUCCUUUGCCUUGCUGGCUGUGUUACUGGUUAAGGUGUUCGCCCCCUACGCCUGUGGCUCAGGCAUACCUGAGAUAAAGACCAUCCUGAGUGGGUUCAUCAUCCGGGGUUACCUGGGGAAGUGGACCCUGCUGAUCAAGACGGUGACCCUGGUGCUGGCUGUAGCGUCUGGGCUGAGCCUGGGGAAAGAGGGACCCCUGGUUCAUGUGGCCUGCUGCUGUGGAAACAUCUUCUCAUACCUCUUCCCCAAGUACAGCAAGAACGAGGCCAAGAAGAGAGAGGUCCUAUCUGCAGCAUCAGCGGCUGGGGUGUCUGUGGCUUUUGGUGCUCCCAUAGGCGGAGUACUCUUCAGCUUGGAGGAGGUGAGUUACUACUUCCCUCUGAAGACUCUGUGGCGCUCCUUCUUCGCUGCGCUAGUGGCAGCCUUCGUCCUCCGAUCCAUCAACCCGUUUGGCAACAGCCGUCUGGUCCUGUUCUACGUGGAGUACCACACCCCCUGGUACCUGUUUGAGCUUAUCCCCUUCAUCCUGCUGGGGGUGUUUGGAGGCCUCUGGGGGGCCUUCUUCAUCAAGGCCAACAUCGCCUGGUGCCGAAGGAGGAAGUCCACCCGCUUCGGGAAAUACCCCGUCCUGGAGGUCAUCUUCGUGGCGGCCAUUACCGCCGUGGUGGCGUUCCCCAACCCGUACACGCGGCAGAACACCAGCGAGCUGAUAAAGGAGUUGUUCACUGACUGUGGGCCGCUGGAGUCGUCCCAGCUGUGCCAUUACAGGAGUCAGAUGAACGGGAGCAAGGCGUUUGUGGAUGCGUCGCCUAACAAGCCGGCGGGGCCCGGGGUGUACACAGCCAUGUGGCAGCUGUGCCUGGCGCUCGUCUUCAAGAUCAUCAUGACAAUAUUCACCUUCGGACUCAAGGUUCCGGCAGGCCUAUUCAUCCCAAGUAUGGCCAUCGGGGCGAUCGCCGGGCGGAUUGUUGGCAUCGCCGUGGAGCAACUGGCAUACUACCACCACGACUGGUUAGUGUUCAGGGAGUGGUGUGAGGUAGGCACCGACUGCAUCACCCCGGGACUCUAUGCCAUGGUGGGGGCUGCUGCAUGUCUGGGUGGUGUGACGAGGAUGACCGUGUCUCUCGUGGUUAUUGUGUUUGAGCUGACUGGCGGUCUGGAAUACAUUGUGCCCCUCAUGGCGGCCGUCAUGACCAGCAAGUGGGUGGGCGACGCCUUUGGGCGUGAGGGCAUCUACGAGUCACACAUCCGCCUCAACGGGUAUCCUUUCCUGGACGCCAAGUCAGAGUUCACACAUACCACGCUGGCGCGGGAGGUGAUGCGCCCGCAGCGUAGUGAUCCGCCGUUAGCGGUGCUGACGCAGGACGACCUGACGGUGGAGGAACUCCAGGUGAUCAUCAACGAGACCAGCUACAAUGGCUUCCCUGUCAUCGUCUCCAAGGAGUCUCAGAGACUGGUGGGCUUCGCCCUGCGCAGGGACAUCACCAUCGCUAUAGAAAACGCACGGCGAAAGCAGGAGGGUAUCCUGCUGACCUCGCGGGUCUACUUCACGCAGCACGCCCCCACCCUGCCCGCCGACAGCCCGCGGCCCCUCAAGCUGCGCUCCAUCUUGGACAUGAGCCCCUUCACCGUCACUGACCACACGCCCAUGGAGAUAGUGGUGGACAUCUUCCGUAAGCUGGGCCUCCGCCAGUGUCUGGUGACACACAACGGGAUUGUAUUGGGCAUCAUCACUAAGAAGAAUAUAUUAGCGCAUCUGGAGGAGCUCAAGGAACACACGGAGCCCCUGGCGUCUCCUUGGUAUUAUCACAAAAAAAGAUAUCCUUCGUCAUAUGGCCCAGUUGACCAACCAAGACCCCAACAACAUAAUGUUCAACUAGUCACCUCCUUCCCAGGUCGUCACGACGAUGAGGAGAGCGAGGAGGAGGUGGUGCACCUACUGGAGGGUCGAGGCUCCUCUCUAUGACACAGACCCCCCCGACCCUCCCACCCCAUGGAACCCUGUCCCUAACCAUACUGACUGAGCCCCACAGAGCCCUAGUGGCCACAGGAAGGAAGAGACAGACAGACUAAAGGGACAUUAAAUGGCUGUUUUGAAGGAUGUUCCGGCCACAAAGUCGCAGCUACUACGGACUGGGACAUAUAUACCCAAGGAACGCACUUUUAACACACACCCACGCUCACACAAACACAGAUGCCACACAAGAGCACACACUUGACCAAUUGGACCUCCUACACACACCCUUCAAGCUCCUCCACCCUUGUCCUAUUGGUUUAUACUAGCAGACAUGGCUGUGAGCCUGAUGCCUGGCUGCCAGGGUGAGAGGUCAGAAUGAUCCUGUAGGACCCAAGGAGGGACGUUCAGACACGCUGAUUGGCUGUCUCCCAGACGCCCUGCCAGGCUCUGACCCCACUGUGUCCCUCCCUCACACCCCAUCCAUCCUUAAAAUAAUUGUUUACCUGUGAACUGUGUGUGAGAGCAAUCAAGAGUGCUUAUGUGUGUGUCACGAGCACCUCAACAUUCCAUUCAGGUUGUUAUAGUAACCCCCCUAAAGACAACCGCUGUCUUGAUAUUAGACUGGGCCUCGAUCCAAGGGAGAUUUGCUUUAAUGUGUGAGGAGAGAGAGCUAGAGGGUUGUCAAGGAUACAAGCAGGAUGUACUGUAGUAGUUGGUUCAUGUCGGAGUGUAUGGAUGUGUGUUGUAGUUCAGUACGUGAAAACAGAUGCAGUGUUGUACAGAAGAGUGUGAUACUCAUCAUUUACAUACUCCCUGUUGAACUAAAGAACUGUGUGAGCAUGUCCCAUGAAGAUGGAGACCUAGCAACUCUGACAGUGAAGGUGGGCAGAGUUUGUAAAAGAAAAUAUUAAAAAAGGUUGAGUUUUUCUGUUGCUCUAACUGGAGAUAACUUUUUUUUUUGUAUUUUUUUUUUUUACUAUUGCUACUACUUUUAGUAUUGAUAUCUACAUAAUCAAGUAACGAGACAAAGUCAAGACUGGAAAACUGCACUUUUCUUUCCAAGUGAACACAAUAAAUGAUGUCGAUGGUAAUACUGCACA